This is a messenger RNA of Soboliphyme baturini, 312 nucleotides long. NCBI's taxonomy places the organism in Eukaryota, Metazoa, Nematoda, Enoplea, Dioctophymatida, Soboliphymatidae. The record is from the annotation of a GenBank genome assembly.
AUGUUCAGAUCCGGCUACGGCGAUAUGCUACAUGACAAGGACAGGAACGUCAAGUAUAUGGAAGGUCUGAGAAACGUCUUGCAGCGCUACAAAUCGCUCGACAAGCCAGUGCACGUAUUGGAUAUCGGAACGGGCACUGGGCUGCUGGCGAUGUUAGCCGCUAGACUGGGGGCUGAUCGAGUGACCGCUUGCGAAUCCUUCAAACCGGCAUUCGACGUUGCAAAAGAGAUAAUCAGGCUUAACGGUUUCGAUGACGUCAUAACGGUGAUCGACAAACGUUCAACGGACAUGACCGAAGGUUAUCAUUUAUAG